CGAACCCGAAGCAACAACCUGGAGAGCUAAUACCUGCAUCCGUCCGAAAUGGCUCAGAAACGAGGAACAAAUUUCGAUAUAAUCAAGAAUCUGCCGUCCUGGUCAGGUGUUAAUUUCGUGCCCACGCGUCAUCAUGACAUUCCUAAAGCCCUCGAUCCCAGCAAGCAACGCUUACCUUCGCCAUUCGUUGUCGUAAUCACAGGGGCAAGUCGUGGUAUCGGGCGCGCGACUGCGAAAGCUUUUGCUCUUGCCGGUGCAAGCGGCCUCGUCCUUACGGCCAGAGCCGCUGCUUCAUUGGCAACGACCAAGAGCGAAUGCGAGGCGGCUGCGACAAGCCCGAAUUUCAAGAUUACAACUCUGUCGGCGGAUAACGCGGCAGAAUCGUCGGCUCUUGACGUUGCUGCUGCUAUUCGCGAUGAACAUGCCGGACGGUUAAAUCUCCUGGUCAACAACGCCGGGAUUCUAAAUGUCGAUAAAACGGCCUUCGGGAAGAGUUUUGUUGAUAUGAAUGUGUCCAACAUUGAAGAGACCAUGCGCACCAACUACUUCGGCCGAUUUUACAUGAUCAAGCAUCUUCUGCCACUGCUCCAGGCAAUGCCGAAGGAUUCUAGCAAAUCCAUCAUCAACAUCUCCAGUCUGGGAUCGCAUAUUAGCGGACCCCUAGGAUAUAGCAUCAGUGCACUGGCGACGAAUAGAUUGUCACAGCGCGUAGCGGAAUCUCAUGGUCAUGAGGGCAUCUUCUGCGCUGCCGUUCAUCCCGGCGCUGUCGUUCCUGAAAUAAUGCCUGAAGGUGCACCUGAUGCUUUUAGAGAUUUCGCAACAGAAGAUCCUGGACUCUGCGGGGCUUUCUUAAUCUGGCUGGUCAAGCAGAGGAGAGAUUGGCUGAAUGGCAGAUACGUCGACGCGACCUGGGACGUGGAUGAAUUGGAGGCGAGAAAGGACGAGAUUGUGGAGAAGGACAUGCUCAAGAUGAGACUGGUUGUAUGAGGCUUUCCGAAUGAGUCGUCCAGCUAUGAGGUUCCAUUUCACGCGUGUACAUCAUAGGGCAAAAAUAAAUGCCAAUUACAAUAUAUUCACAGAUGAGGUCGCAACCAAGAGAUUCA
Molecule: messenger RNA, 1103 nt
Organism: Dissoconium aciculare CBS 342.82
Lineage: Eukaryota; Fungi; Ascomycota; Dothideomycetes; Mycosphaerellales; Dissoconiaceae
Product: NAD(P)-binding protein
Exons: 1
Coding region: 49-987 (312 amino acids)
Molecular function (GO): oxidoreductase activity, acting on the CH-OH group of donors, NAD or NADP as acceptor
Source: RefSeq, a predicted model, not a curated record